This is a messenger RNA of Apis florea (little honeybee), 1478 nucleotides long. RefSeq lists its product as uncharacterized. The record is from RefSeq and is a predicted model, not a curated record. Lineage: Eukaryota; Metazoa; Arthropoda; Insecta; Hymenoptera; Apidae. Gene Ontology annotation, cellular component: cytoplasm.
AUAUUCUUAAUAUUAGAAAGAGUGUAAAAAAUAUAAAUUUAUUAAAUUAUAAAUUCAAUGAAUUCUAUUUAUGCCUGAGAUAAUCUACACAAAUUAUAAAGUAUUAAAUAUUAAUUGAUAAAACUGUUUUAUCAUUUCUUAUAUUAGAUUUUGAAAUAUGCGAAAAUAUUAUCAAGCUGCACUUGUAAUAAUUGCUAUAAUGAGUCUUGUGUCUUUAUUAUUUUAUAGACAUGAAUAUAACAAGUUAAGAUAUGUUUUAGAAGUUUUUAAUUACUUUGGUAAGCCAAAUCAAAAAAAUGAAAUAAAUUGUACAAAUAAUAUACCAAUAUUUACAAAAUUUGACAUGAAAUUUGAAGAACCACUUUCUUCUUGGCAAAGAUUAGAUAAUGAUUUAUAUGUUUAUUCUGCAUAUAAUAUACAUGAUAAUGAAAUUCAAGUAAUAGGUUUUGGUUCAUCAAAUAAUAUUAAGAAUAUGCAAUGUGCAAUAUUAUUUGAAAAUGAAACUAAUUCAAUUUUAGGAGAUUUUAGUUAUCUCUUAAUUGAUGAUAAUUUAAAUAUUGCAAGUAUUGAUAAAAAUUUUAAUUAUAAAGGAUAUCAUUUUUAUUGUGCUUACACCAAAAAUAAAAUACCAAUAGGAAUAAUGUUUUUUAUAAAAUCUAAUUCAGAUCUUAAUAAUGUGCCUAUAUUACCAAUCAAAAGUCAAUCACAUAAUUUAAAUUAUGCCAAUACUGCAAUAUGCAUUACACCAUCAUUGACAAAACCAUUACAACCAUUACAAAUGAUUGGUUUUAUAAAUUUUCAUGAUAUAAUUGGUGUGGAUAAUUUUAUAGUAUAUGAUUUUGGUAUUCCAAAUGAAUAUAAUAGUAAUCUUAAAGAAUUAUCUAAAUCUCAAAAUCCAUAUUGGAAAUUUACAUAUACAGUAGUGCCAUGGAAUUUUCCUUUUCCCAGUACUCAUCCUACUAUAAUAAAAAACUUGAUACAAGCAGAUUGUUUGUAUCGUACAUAUAAUAAAGUUAUGUAUAUUAUUACAUUAUCUUGGGAUGAAUAUAUAGUUUUAAGAUAUCAUCAUUCCCUUACAGACUUAAUGAGAGAUUUUAAAAGAUCUAGAUUAAAAGCUGACCGCUACAAAUUAAAAACAUUAACUUUUUGUACAGAACAAACAGAUAAUCCAAUCAAUGGAAAUGUGACAUUUAUGAUAUUUAAAAAACUACAUUAUGAUUCAAGUAUUCCUGAUAGUCAACCAAUUUAUAUCUAUAAUAUGCAUGAAGUUAAGAAAAAAAAUAUAUAUACACGAGCGAUUGGAAAAGAUUUAAUUACGUUAAAUCGUUAUCAAUAUUGUUUUGAAAAAUCAAAUUCAGAAACGAAUGUUGAAGAUACUUCAAUUUUAAGAUUCAUUGAAGAUAUACAAAAUUCACAAUUUAGAAAAUUUAUAUUAGAAAAUAAAUUAUUUUAGAAAGUAGCAAAUGAUUUAAUAUAUU